AUGGAUUUUUUUGGGUCUAGUCGCUUUACAGACCAUGUGAACGCCUUGAUGGCGGAGCAUCACGUUCCGGGCAUCUCAGUCGGCAUUGCGGUAGGCGACUCCGCAACAGCAGCGCGAGGGUUUGGAUUCGCGUCUGUCGAAAGGAAUGAACCUUGUACGCCAGAAACUGUGUUUGACGUUGCUUCUUCUGCCAAAUCACUCACUGCGGCGGCCGUGGCCUUGCUGGUGGACGACAAUAAGAACCACCCCAAGGUUCAGUACGAUGCUACUAUGUCGGCGCUUCUGGCGGAUGACUUUGUCAUGCCAGAAACCCACUACACCGAUGGAGUAACGGUGGAGGAUGUUUUGAGUCAUAGGACUGGUAUGGCGAGCCAUGAUAAUUCCUACAUGGGCACAUACGCUGCACAGCCAGACGAUGCUCGUUCCAUAACCCGGAAUCUACGUAACCUGGCUGUCGCAGCUCCACUCCGUUCUCGUUACCUCUACUGCAACAUGAUGUACACAGCCGCAACGCACCUGGUCGAAGUGGAAAGCGGCAUGCCCUUUGCCCGCUUCCUCGAAGAUCGCUUCUUCAACCCGCUCGGCAUGAAUUCAACGGCUCUGCAACCUGCCCUGGCCCGUGAAAGGGGGCUCGGUGACCGCAUUGCCAAAGGGCAUCUUUGGAACAAAACUUCAUACGACGAGUUUGACAGCCCGGACUGCCCCGAAGGCCAAGGAGCCGGCUCCGUCAUGUCCAGCGCAGCCGAUUUUAUCAAGUGGGUCAAAGCGCUCAUGAAUCGCGAGUUUCCUAUCAACGACAAGGUCUACCAGGGCUUGACCAGGAUGCGAUCAAUUGUCAACCCCGGUGCAAAACGUCUGAAGCAACACACGACUCCUGCUAUAUAUGCAGCUGGAAUGGAAGUGUGCUAUUACAGAGGUCAGAUGUUGGUUGGCCAUGACGGAAACAUUGCUGGUUUUGGUAGCCGAUUUGUGUUUUUGCCAGAAAAACGACUUGGUGUCGUGGUUAUGGGCAACUCUUCCGGUGCAGGGGCUCUUUCCACUGCUGUUAUUAGGGCUCUGGUAGACGAGGUUCUCGGGCUCCCAGCUUCCGAAAGGCAGCUUCGAACCAAACCAAAGGAGAAAAAAUUACCCACUCGCCCGGCUGCUGUUUCAGUGAAUGUGACCACUGAAAAUGCAGGAGACAAAGGGUCGUACGCGAUGGCUCCCGGCACAAAGAAGAAGCAGGCGAGGAAUGCAGGCAAGCCGGUAGAUGCUACUUCAAAAGCUUCCGCGAAUGAGAGAAAAGCGGAAAAGCCUUCGAAAAAAAAAGCAAGGUCACUGCCCCCGCAAGAGGUACCGCUGGACGCUUACAUUGGCACCUUCACAAACAUUGGUUAUAAAAAUUUGACCGUGGAGAUGAAAGACGAAGCGCUUUUCGUGGACGCAUGCGAUCGCGCGUUCGGGUUUACCCUGAGCUUUGAACACAAACGUCAUCAGAGGGAAUAUAUAGCACACCUGUGUGAUGCAUUAGAAGGUGGCGACGAUCCAAUGGAUGCCGAAUUUGUAUUUGAGGAUGACCGGGCUGUGCGACUGGGCUUGGAUCUCGAGCCGGCGAUUCGGGAUUUGAUCUGGUUUGAUCUGGUUAGGGACGCGGAAUAA
Molecule: messenger RNA, 1638 nt
Organism: Akanthomyces muscarius
Lineage: Eukaryota; Fungi; Ascomycota; Sordariomycetes; Hypocreales; Cordycipitaceae
Exons: 2
Coding region: 1-1638 (545 amino acids)
Source: RefSeq, a predicted model, not a curated record